AUGGAGCCAAGCGGAACUUUACCGAAGACGAAUGCAGGACUCGACACUAGCCAGUCUAACGAUGACACCCGUCCGAUUGGGCCCGAUUGCUCAGUGACAUUGGAGAGGGAGUAUGUGGUCAGUUUCGACAUGAAUCCCUCUAUGGACCCUCGAAACAUCGACUACGCAAGGAAAUGGGUCAUUGUCUUGAUUGUCUCUCUCGGGUCUCUCUGCGUGACCUGCACAUCAUCUAUGUACACAAUGACGUACCGCCAACUGACAGAAGAAUUCCACUGUUCAUCGUUGAUAGCCACUCUAGGGCUUACAACUUAUAUUUUUGGACUUGGAAUUGGUCCAUUGUUUCUGGCGCCCCUCUCGGAGUUGUACGGUCGACGAAACAUCUACAUUAUAUCCUUCACCCUCUUCCUGAUAUGGCUUGUUCCGUGCGCGGUAGCCCGCAACAUUCAAACUAUGAUCAUAGCGCGGUUUUUUAACGGCCUGUCUGGGAGCGCGUUUCUGAGUGUUGCAGGCGGCACUGUUGGUGACCUCUUCAACCGGCAGGAGCUCGCGGCCCCGAUGAUGUUCUACACUGCGAGCCCAUUCAUUGGCCCUGAGAUUGGCCCUCUUGUUGGUGGCUUUAUCAAUACAUUCACCACAUGGCGCUGGACAUUUUACGUUCUCAUAAUCUGGACCGGUGCAAUCCUGGUACUGAUCUGCUUUUGCGUGCCGGAAACCUACCAUCCAGUACUCUUGAAGCGCAUGGCAAUGAACCUUCGCAAGGAAACCGGAGAUGAGAGAUGGAGAGCUCCUACCGAGAAGUCAUACACCUCCGUCCUGCACAUGAUCCGCUCUUCCGUAUACAGACCGAUGCAACUGUUGGCAUUGGAACCCAUGUGCAUGAAUCUCUGCAUAUUUUCUGCCAUCCUGCUAGGCAUCCUAUAUCUCUUCUUCGGUGCCUUUCAGCUGGUCUUCUCCAAUGUCUAUGGCUUCAACCUCUGGCAAAUCGGCUGUUCCUUUCUGGGGAUCCUCGUCGGAAUGGUGUCAGCGAUCAUGACGGAUCCCCUAUGGCGCAGGAACUAUGCCCGUCUCGAACGGCAACAUCAAGAAGCUGUUGGGGAGAAGAACGAAUCCUUGCCCGAAUGGCGACUACCUCCUGUCUAUCCACAUGUCCACUGGGUGGUGCCCAUUAUCGGAAGCGCAGUGUUUGGAGCAGGCACUGUGCUAGUCUACUCUGGUGUAUUUACGUUCCUGGUGGAUGCGUAUCCCACAUAUGCGGCGAGUGCUUUAGCUGCCAACAGUUUUGCACGUUCGACAUUUGCAGGGGUCUUUCCCCUGUUUGGCGUCCAAAUGUACGACAGGCUCGGCUACCACUGGGCAACAUCGCUGCUAGCCUUUCUUACGCUCAUAAUGGCUCCCUUCCCGUAA
Molecule: messenger RNA, 1404 nt
Organism: Aspergillus pseudoviridinutans
Lineage: Eukaryota; Fungi; Ascomycota; Eurotiomycetes; Eurotiales; Aspergillaceae
Product: MFS transporter
Exons: 10
Coding region: 1-1404 (467 amino acids)
Biological process (GO): transmembrane transport
Cellular component (GO): membrane
Molecular function (GO): transmembrane transporter activity
Source: RefSeq, a predicted model, not a curated record